AGCUAGGUGCUUGAUGCUUCCUGGCCUUACUUUUCCCAGAACCAAGUGAUAUGUUAAAUGGGAUCACGUGACCUGUUCCUGUUCCUCCUAGCAGGCUCUCCAAACUCAGUUUGGAAGGGACGGAUCUGUUAUCCGGAACCCUUCUUUCCCAGGUAAAAGAUCUCUGCCCUAUGUCUUUAGAAUGAGUUCUCAAAGAAGCCACCAAUAGGGUGGCUGGCAGGUCAGGCAGUUGAAGGUGUAGGGAAUGUAUUUGGACUGAUUGCUGAUUUUCAACUCUGAGGAAGAUGUGUAGGCAUAGGAGCACACACCUCUUGGGCAUCAGCUUCUUGUUGCAUCAGUGAACCCUGUAAGGGAUGCAUGACCUACGCUAUGCCCAACUGACGAAGUCGUUACUCAUGUAUACCAGGACCAGGUGCUGUCGUGUCCACUUCAACUCUUGCCAACCAUAUGUGUCAGAGUAGAAUUGUUUUCCAUGGGGUUUUCAGACCAUGAUCUUUGGGAAGCAGAUUGCUGGGCCUUACUUCUGAGGUGCUUCUGGGUAGGCUCGAACCUCCAGACUUUGGGCUGUAGAGCCAAGUGCAUUAGUUGUUGGCACCACCCAGAGCCUCCUCGUUGUACAGCCAUCCAGUAAGGUAUUUGUCACCGUGGCCUCCAUUUUAGUGAUGAAGAAGGUGUGUUCUGAGUGUUUUAGCUCAACUACUUGCCACAAUUACAGGGCUAAGAGGUGGCAGAGCUAGGGGAAGCCCAGGCCCCUGAGGAAACCCUAACAUGGUGGCUCUCUAAGUGGGAUUCCUGGGCCAGCAGCGUCAGCAUCACCUGGAGACUGGUUAGAAAUGCACAUUCUCAAGCCUUACCCCAGACCUGCUGAAUCAGAAGCUCAGGGGGUGGGCCCCGUUACCUGGGUUUUAAGAUGCCUCCAGGUGGCUGUGAGGCCUGUGCGAGGUGAGGCCUUGCUCGGAAAUGGUCUGGGCUGUGGUUGGCAGCCAGGAGCCUUGCAACUGGUGUGUAGAGUGGGAGAUGAGCUUUGGGGGAGAGAAAAGGGCAAGACCAAGCUAAAAAGCAGACAGCUGAGAAAGAUAAAAGCUGACAAGGGAGGAAGAUCGAGGGAGAAAGGCAGGCUGGUUCCUGUUGCAGUAACAAACACUCCAGAUGCUCAGCCACAAGAGGUUUCUAAACUGCAGCCACUGGCGCACUGUUUCAGGGAGUAUUUGGUACAGCAAAUUCCAGAACAGAAAAACAGUUUGGGCUGUUGUUUGGGUAUGAUUAGUCCCAAAUGAGGGAUGGGGAGAUUAGGGGUAGAACACAGUUCCUCCACAGUGUUGGCUCGAGCAUCCUGUGAUGGCUACAAAGCCCUUCCUGUGACUGUCUUAGGUAAGGAGAGGCUUUUUUUUUUUUUUUUUAAACUUAAUAAAGUGAAAUAAUUCGCAGAGUUAAAAUAGCUUUUACCUCUUUUGAAACAUUAGUUGUACCUGGUAUUUGAAGAGGGUUCUGUGUGUGCAUGCCUUUUUUAGGGUCUGGGGUUGAGAAGGGAUUUCUAAUGGAUUCGUGGUUCCCGGGUAGAUGAUGUUUUUGCCUUCUUAAUAGCCUCACCUCAGCAUUUUAUCUACCAAGUAAGAAAACUUUUUAUUUAGAAGAAUUCAAAUCGUAUAGAAAAGUAAGACACAUUGCAGUGGUUCUCAAACUUUUUAGUCUUGGAACCGCGGAGUAAUCUUAAAAAUCAAUGAGGGCCCAAAUGAUAGUUUUAAAAAUGUGGAUUACGUCUAUCAGUAUUUACUGUAUUAGAUAUGAAAAGAAUCUUCACAUGUCAUGAAGCCCUGGAAAUUCCACUGUGUACCUGGGAGAGAAUGAGAGUGAAAAGGGGAGAGAGUGUUUUAGUAGUUUAUGAAAAUGAUUUUGAUUUUGUGCCCCUCCCCAAAAGGUCUGGAUCCCCGGACCACACUUUGAGAGCUGCUGAUACAAAUGAAUCUAUGAAAAGUAGACUUCGUAAACCUAACACAAUAUUGUUAUCACAUAUAAAUAAACAAUUUCUUCACACUAUCAGAUGUCCACCAAACAUUCAAAUUUCCAGUUGUCUAAUAAUGUCAUAAUUUAUUUUUAUAAAUUUUUACUUAAAAUCUUAAUAAUCCGUAUUUCGUUUGGUUAACAUGUCUCUUGAGAAUCUACUAAUAUGUAGAAUCCUUACAGUUUAUUUGUUAAAGAAACUGAUAGUUUGGUGGUGGUUGUAUGCUUUUUGUCCCGGGGAGUUGCCUGCAGUCCGAAUUUUGCCGAUUGUGUCUAUUUAUCAUUUCACAGUCUGCUGUCUGCCCAGGUUUUUCCUAUCAUCCUUGAGUUCUGUUUGUACAAUGUGAGCUCUCUUCCAGACAACACUUUGUGAGCGUUCGCUGUUUGGGAAGUGAGCCACGUGAGUGCUACGGUGGCAGUCAGCUCCAUUUCCUGUAGGUGUCCCAGAGAGUGUUGGCGAAGAAUAUUGAAUAUACCAUGGACUGCCAGAAGAAUGAACAAAUCUGUCUUGGAAAAAGUACAGCCAGAAUGCUCCUUAGAAGUGAAGGUGGCAAGACUUUGCCUCACGUACUUUGAACAUGUUAUCAGGAGGGACCAGUCGCUGGAGAAGGACAUGAUGCUUGGUAAAGUAGAGGAUGGGAAUGACUGGUAGCUCGAGUCCCUUUGGACAACCCUUUAGUCAAACUGGAGGGCAGCAAAUGGGCGCCACUGGAGUGAACCCCCAGCUGUCCAACAAGCAGAGCAUGGUUAACAGCUUGCCUCCCUUCCCUACAGACAUCAAGAAUGCAUCCGUCACCAACGUGCCAAACAUGUCUCAGAUGCAAACGUCAGUGGGAAUUGUAUCAACACAAGCAAUUGCAACAGGCCCCACUGCCGACCCGGAGAAACGUAAACUGAUACAACAGCAGCUGGUUCUACUGCUCCAUGCCCACAAAUGUCAGCGGCGAGAGCAAGCCAACGGCGAGGUCCGGCCCUGCUCCCUCCCCCACUGUCGAACCAUGAAAAACGUUCUGAAUCACAUGACACAUUGCCAGGCUGGGAAAGCCUGUCAAGUUGCCCAUUGUGCAUCUUCACGACAAAUCAUCUCUCAUUGGAAGAACUGCACACGACAUGACUGUCCUGUUUGCCUCCCUUUGAAAAAUGCCAGUGACAAGCGAAACCAACAAACCAUCCUGGGGUCUCCAACUAGUGGAAUUCAGAAUACAAUUGGUUCUGUUGGCACGGGUCAGCAGAAUGCCACUGCUUUAAGUAACCCAAACCCCAUAGACCCCAGCUCCAUGCAACGGGCAUACGCUGCGCUUGGACUGCCCUACAUGAACCAGCCCCAGACACAGCUGCAGCCUCAGGUUCCCGGCCAGCAACCAGCACAGCCUCAAACUCACCAGCAGAUGAGGACGAUCAACCCCCUGGGAACUAACCCAGUGAACAUUCCAGCAGGAGGAAUAACAACAGAUCAGCAGCCACCAAACUUGAUUUCAGAGUCAGCUCUUCCAGCUUCCCUUGGAGCCACAAACCCACUAAUGAAUGACGGCUCAAACUCUGGAAACAUUGGAACCCUCAGCACUAUCCCAACAGCAGCACCGCCUUCCAGCACUGGCAUUCGGAAAGGCUGGCAUGAACACGUCACUCAGGACCUGCGUAGCCAUCUAGUGCAUAAACUCGUCCAAGCCAUCUUUCCAACCCCUGAUCCAGCAGCACUGAAGGAUCGCCGCAUGGAGAACCUGGUAGCCUAUGCUAAGAAAGUGGAAGGGGACAUGUAUGAGUCUGCUAACAGCCGGGAUGAAUACUAUCAUUUACUGGCAGAGAAAAUCUACAAGAUUCAAAAGGAACUAGAAGAAAAGCGGAGGUCACGUUUACAUAAGCAAGGCAUCUUGGGUAACCAGCCAGCCCUACCAGCCCCAGGGGCUCAGCCCCCCGGGAUUCCGCCAGGGCAGCCCGUGCGACCUCCAAAUGGACCUAUGGCCCUGCCAGUGAACCGCAUGCAGGUCUCACAAGGGAUGAAUUCGUUUAACCCAAUGUCCUUGGGGAAUGUGCAGUUGCCACAAGCCACCAUGGGACCACGGGCAGCCUCCCCCAUGAACCACUCUGUCCAGAUGAACAGCAUGGGCUCGGUUCCAGGGGUGGCCAUCUCGCCUUCCCGAAUGCCCCAGCCCCCGAGCAUGAUGGGUGCGCACACCAACAACAUGAUGGCCCAGGCGCCCCCGCAGAGCCAGUUCCUGCCUCAGAACCAGUUCCCGUCGUCCAGUGGGGCAAUGAGUGUGAACAGCGUGAGCCUGGGUCAGCCGGCCACACAGACGGGAGUGUCACAGGUGCCUGGGGCUGCUCUUCCUAACCCUCUAAACAUGCUGGGGCCACAGGCUGGCCAACUGCCUUGUCCACCAGUAACACAGUCACCUUUGCACCAGACGCCCCCUCCUUCCUCCACAGCUGCUGGCAUGUCAUCUCUGCAGCAUCCGACACCGCCUGGGAUGACCCCUCCCCAGCCAGCAGCCCCCACUCAACCAUCAACUCCUGUGUCGUCUUCAGGGCAGACGCCCACCCCCACCCCCGGUUCAGUGCCCAGUGCCACCCAGACACAGAGCACCCCAACAGUUCAGGCCACAGCCCCAGCCCAGGUGACCCCACAACCUCCUACCCCCGUGCAGCCCCCGUCAGUGCCCACCCCACAGUCAUCUCAGCAGCAGCCAACGUCUGUGCAUGCCCAGCCUCCAGGCACACCGCUUUCCCAGCCAGCAGCUAGCAUUGAUAACAGGGUCCCCACCCCAUCCUCAGUGGCCAGCACUGAAACUGUUUCCCAGCAGCAAGGACCCGAUGUGCCUGUGCUCGAAAUGAAAGCAGAGGUCAAGACUGAGGAGCCCGAGCCCGAGCCUCGUGAUCCUAAAGGGGAGGCCAGGUCUGAGAUAAUGGAGGAGGAUUUACAAGGAUCUUCCCAAAUUAAAGAAGAAACAGACACAACAGAGCAGAAAUCAGAGCCAAUGGAAGUGGAUGAAAAGAAACCUGAAGUCAAAGUGGAGGCUAAAGAGGAAGAAGAGAACGGUGCUAAUGGAACAGCCACCCAGUCAACAUCGCCUUCGCAGCCACGCAAAAAAAUCUUCAAGCCUGAGGAGUUACGCCAGGCUCUUAUGCCAACUCUGGAAGCGCUGUAUCGACAGGACCCAGAGUCCUUGCCUUUUCGGCAGCCCGUGGAUCCUCAGCUCCUAGGAAUUCCCGAUUAUUUUGACAUUGUGAAGAAUCCCAUGGACCUUUCCACCAUCAAGCGAAAGCUGGAUACAGGGCAGUACCAGGAGCCCUGGCAAUAUGUGGACGAUGUCUGGCUCAUGUUUAACAAUGCCUGGCUCUACAAUCGGAAGACAUCCCGGGUUUAUAAGUUUUGCAGCAAACUCGCUGAGGUCUUUGAACAAGAAAUUGACCCUGUUAUGCAGUCCCUUGGAUAUUGCUGUGGACGCAAGUAUGAGUUUUCCCCACAGACUUUGUGCUGCUACGGGAAGCAGUUGUGUACAAUUCCUCGAGACGCUGCCUACUACAGCUACCAGAAUAGGUAUCAUUUCUGUGAGAAGUGUUUCACAGAGAUCCAGGGGGAGAAUGUUACCCUGGGUGACGACCCUUCACAGCCCCAGACGACAAUUUCAAAGGAUCAGUUUGAAAAGAAGAAAAAUGACACCUUAGACCCUGAACCGUUUGUGGAUUGCAAGGAGUGUGCCCGGAAAAUGCAUCAGAUUUGUGUGCUACACUAUGACAUCAUCUGGCCCUCGGGCUUUGUAUGCGACAACUGCUUGAAGAAAACUGGUAGAACUCGAAAAGAAAACAAAUUCAGCGCGAAGAGGUUGCAGACGACACGAUUGGGUAACCACUUGGAAGACCGUGUGAACAAGUUUUUGCGGCGACAGAAUCACCCCGAAGCUGGGGAGGUUUUUGUCAGAGUGGUGGCGAGCUCGGAUAAGACUGUGGAGGUCAAGCCAGGCAUGAAGUCGCGGUUUGUGGAUUCCGGAGAAAUGUCCGAAUCUUUCCCAUACCGAACCAAAGCGCUCUUUGCUUUUGAGGAAAUUGACGGUGUGGACGUGUGCUUUUUUGGAAUGCAUGUCCAGGAGUAUGGUUCUGACUGCCCCCCUCCAAACACAAGGCGAGUGUACAUAUCUUACCUGGAUAGCAUCCACUUCUUCCGGCCCCGCUGCCUCCGAACAGCCGUGUACCACGAAAUCCUCAUUGGAUAUCUCGAAUAUGUGAAGAAACUGGGGUACGUGACGGGCCAUAUCUGGGCCUGUCCCCCAAGCGAAGGAGAUGACUACAUCUUCCAUUGCCACCCCCCUGAUCAGAAAAUCCCGAAGCCAAAACGACUGCAGGAGUGGUACAAAAAGAUGCUGGACAAGGCAUUUGCAGAGCGGAUCAUUCACGACUACAAGGACAUUUUCAAACAAGCGACAGAGGACAGGCUCACAAGUGCCAAGGAGCUGCCCUAUUUUGAAGGUGAUUUCUGGCCCAAUGUCUUGGAAGAGAGCAUUAAGGAGCUUGAACAAGAAGAAGAAGAGCGGAAAAAGGAAGAAAGCACAGCCGCAAGCGAAACCCCCGAGGGCAGCCAGGGAGACAGCAAGAAUGCCAAGAAAAAGAACAACAAGAAAACCAAUAAGAACAAGAGCAGCAUCAGCCGAGCCAACAAGAAGAAGCCUAGUAUGCCUAAUGUCUCCAACGAUCUAUCGCAAAAGCUGUAUGCCACCAUGGAGAAGCACAAAGAGGUCUUCUUUGUGAUCCAUCUCCAUGCGGGGCCAGUAAUCAACACCCUGCCCCCCAUCGUGGACCCCGACGCCCUGCUUAGCUGCGACCUCAUGGAUGGGCGCGAUGCCUUCCUCACACUGGCCAGGGACAAGCACUGGGAAUUCUCAUCUCUGCGCCGCUCCCGCUGGGCGACACUCUGCAUGCUGGUGGAGCUACACACCCAGGGCCAGGACCGCUUUGUCUACACCUGCAACGAGUGCAAGCACCAUGUAGAGACGCGCUGGCACUGCACCGUGUGUGAGGACUAUGACCUAUGCAUCAACUGCUACAACACCAAGAGCCACAGCCACAAGAUGGUCAAGUGGGGGCUGGGCCUGGACGACGAGGGCAGCAGCCAGGGCGAGCCACAGUCUAAGAGCCCGCAGGAGUCUCGGCGCCUGAGCAUCCAGCGCUGCAUCCAGUCGCUGGUGCAUGCCUGCCAGUGCCGAAAUGCCAACUGCUCGCUGCCAUCCUGCCAGAAGAUGAAGCGGGUGGUGCAGCACACCAAGGGCUGUAAGCGCAAAACCAAUGGUGGCUGCCCCGUCUGCAAGCAGCUCAUCGCCCUCUGCUGCUAUCAUGCCAAACACUGCCAAGAGAACAAAUGCCCUGUGCCCUUCUGCCUCAACAUCAAACACAAGCUCCGCCAGCAGCAGAUCCAGCACCGCCUGCAGCAGGCCCAGCUCAUGCGCCGGCGAAUGGCCACCAUGAACACCCGCAACGUGCCUCAGCAGAGCCUGCCUUCUCCUACCUCAGCACCGCCCAGCACCCCUACUCAGCAGCCCAGCACGCCCCAGACACCACAGCCCCCAGUUCAGCCUCAGCCCUCUCCUGUGAACAUGUCACCAGCUGGCUUCCCUAGUGUGGCCCGGACUCAGCCCCCUACGACGGUGUCCACGGGGAAGCCCACCACCCAGGUGCCGGCCCCCGCGCCACCUGCCCAGCCCCCACCAGCGGCAGUGGAGGCUGCUCGGCAGAUCGAGCGCGAGGCCCAGCAGCAGCAGCACCUGUACCGCGUCAACAUCAACAACAGCAUGCCCCCAGGGCGCACGGGCAUGGUGACCCCAGUGAGCCAGAUGGCCCCCGUGGGCUUGAAUGUGUCACGCCCCAGCCAGGUCAGCGGGCCUGUCCUAUCCAACAUCCCACCGGGCCAGUGGCAGCAGGGGCCCAUGCCUCCACAGCAGCAGAUGCCAGGCAUGCCAAGGCCGGUGAUGUCCAUGCCAACACAGCCGGCUGUGGCUGGGCCACGCAUGCCUAGCGUGCAGCCGCCCCGGAGCAUCUCACCCAGUGCCCUGCAAGACCUGCUGCGAACCCUGAAGUCGCCCAGCUCCCCUCAGCAGCAGCAACAGGUGCUGAACAUCCUCAAGUCCAACCCGCAGCUCAUGGCCGCCUUCAUCAAGCAGCGCACGGCCAAGUAUGUGGCCAGCCAGCCUGGCCUGCAGCCUCAGCCUGGCCUGCAGUCCCAGCCCAGCAUGCACUCUCAGACCAGCCUGCAGAACCUGAAUGCCAUGCAGGCCAGCGUGCCGCGGCCCGGUGUGCCGCCACCGCAGCAAGCCAUGGGAAGCCUGAACCCCCAGGGCCAGGCGCUGAACGUCAUGAACCCAGGGCACAACCCCAACAUGACGAGCAUGAAUCCGCAGUACAGGGAGAUGCUGAGGAGGCAGCUGCUUCAGCAGCAGCAGCAGCAACAGCAGCAGCAGCAGCAGCAGCAGCAGCAGCAACAGCAGCAGCAGCAGCAGCAGCAGCAGCAGCAACAGCAGCAGCAGCAGCAGCAGCAACAGCAGCAGCAGCAGCAGGGGAGUGCGGGCAUGGCCGGGCAUGGCCAGUUCCAGCAGCCGCAGGGAUCUGGAGGCUACCCCCCAGCCCUGCAGCCACAGCGGAUGCCACAGCACCUCCCCAUCCAGGGCAGCUCCAUGGGCCAGAUGGCAGCUCAGAUGGGGCAGCUGGGACAGCCGGGGCUGGGCGCAGACAGCACCCCCAACAUCCAGCAGGCCCUGCAGCAGCGGAUUCUGCAGCAGCAGCAGAUGAAGCAGCAGCUUGGGUCCCCAGGCCAGCCGAACCCCAUGAGUCCCCAGCAGCACAUGCUCUCAGGACAGCCACAGGCUUCUCACCUCCCUGGCCAGCAGAUGGCCACGUCCCUCAGUAACCAGGUGCGUUCUCCGGCCCCUGUCCAGUCUCCGCGGCCCCAGUCCCAGCCACCACAUUCCAGCCCGUCACCACGGAUACAGCCCCAGCCUUCGCCUCACCAUGUCUCCCCCCAGACUGGCUCCCCCCACCCCGGACUCGCCGUCACCAUGGCCAGCUCCAUAGAUCAGGGACACCUGGGGAACCCCGAACAAAGUGCAAUGCUUCCACAGCUGAACACCCCCACCAGGAAUGCGCUGUCCAGUGAGCUGUCCCUGGUUGGGGACACCACGGGGGACACACUGGAAAAGUUUGUGGAGGGUUUGUAGCAUCGUGAGAGCAUCGCUUUGUUCCCUUUCGUGUUCUUGGACCUCUUGUACUGAAAACCCAGGCAUCUAGGUUCUUUUCUUCCUAGAUGGAACUGCUACUUCCAAGCCGUGGAAGGGCGGAUUGCUGUUUAAAGAAACAAUACAAAGAAUAUAUUUUUUUGUUAAAAACCAGUUGAUUUAAAUAUCUGGUCUCUCUCUGUUUUUUGUUUUUGCUUUUGUUUUUUUGUUAUGUUUUUGGGGGAGGGGGGUUUUGUUUGGAUUCUUUUGUCGUCAUUGCUGGUGACUCAUGCCUUUUUUAAAUGGGAAAAAAACAAUUUCAUUAUAUUCAUAUUUUUUAUUUGUAUUUUGAAGACUUUAAGCAUUUAUGUUUAAAAGUGAGAAGAAAAAAUAAUAUUCAGAAACUGAUUCCUGAAAUAAUGCAAGCUUAUAAUGUAUCCCGAUAACUUUCUGACGUUGCGGGAUGAUUUUUUUCUAUAGUGAACUCUGUGGGCGUUCUCCAAGUAUUACCCUGGACGAUAGGAACUGACUCCUGUGUGCACACACACCAACCCACACAUCUAUCUAUACAUGCUGGCCGAAGCCAAACUCUUGUCUUGCAGAUGUAGAAAUUGUUGCUUUGUUUCUCUGAUAAAACUGGUUUUAGAUAAAAAAUAGGGACGAUCACUCUCUUAGACCAUGCUAAUGUUACUAGGGAAGAAGCAUUCUUUUUUUUCUUCUGUGUGAAACUUGAAAUGAGGAAAGCAAUUCUAGUGUAAAUCAUGCAAGUGCUAUAAUUACUAUAAAUAAGAAAAUUCAAGAAGAUUCAAUCACUGUAUAGAAUGGUAACAUACCAACUCGUUUCUUAUAUCAUAUUGUUAAAUAAACUGUGUGCAACAGACAAAAAGGGUGGUCCUUCUUGAAUUCAUGUACAUGGUAUUAACACUUAGUGUUUGGGGUUUUUGUUAUGAAAAUGCUGUUUUCAACAUUGUAUUUGGACUAUGCAUGUGUUUUUCCCCCUUGUAUAUAAAGUACUGCUUAAAAUUGAUAUAAAUUACUGAAGUUUUUAA
Loxodonta africana (African savanna elephant) is the source of this 10246-nucleotide messenger RNA. It is a transcript of the gene CREBBP, whose product is annotated as CREB binding protein. The record is from RefSeq and is a predicted model, not a curated record. Bases 2637 to 9200 code for a protein of 2187 amino acids. The transcript has 31 exons. Gene Ontology annotation, biological process: positive regulation of transcription by RNA polymerase II. Gene Ontology annotation, cellular component: transcription regulator complex; nucleus; histone acetyltransferase complex. NCBI's taxonomy places the organism in Eukaryota, Metazoa, Chordata, Mammalia, Proboscidea, Elephantidae. Gene Ontology annotation, molecular function: protein binding; zinc ion binding; chromatin DNA binding.